UUUUAUUCACCUGACGAACAUGGCCGCUGAUGAUUGAAGGAUACCUCGGAUAUCUUGUGAUUUCUUAACUUGAGCAAUAAACAUGCGCUUUUUGACGAUUUCAUUAUAGAAUAUGUGAAUGAACAUCUUUAUGAAGCGAUAAAUUGGGAAGUAGCACUCUAAACCAUGCUGAAGUGGUUUUCCAAUGAAGAUGGUGCUCCUGGCCAGGGAGUGCUCGGCUCCCCCCAGGGUGGUGCUGGUGCUGGAGGAGGAGAAGGAGGCCAGGCAGCCCUGGUGGAGUUGGCGGAGCGGCUGGCCCAGACAGAGCAGCUGGUGUCCCAGCUGAAGGAGCUGAUCCGGGAGAAGGAUGGCUCGCUGCGCACCAAGGACGAGCAGCUCAAGGCAGAGAAGGAGGCAUGCGAGGCCAAGCUGUCCAAGAUGCGUCUCCAGAACAAAGCCAAGGUCACCUCCCUCAGCGCCCAGCUGGAGGAGCUGAAGAAAGGAGGUGGAGCUGGGGGCCAGGGGACUCCCACCCACAGUAAGAAGGGAGCUGCAGAGGGAAGCGAGCAGGCCAGCCGUGGGAAGAUCCUCCUCCUUAGGAAGAAGGUGGAGGAGCUAGAGCAUCAGCUGUCACAGAGAGAUGAGGAACUGGAAGUCAAGUCACGAGAGCUGGAGGACCAGAGGCAGCGUGGGGUGGACAUGGACGCCAUGCUGGUGGAGCGAAACAGGAAGCUGUCAGAGAAGGAGGCCUACAUAGUCCACCUGCAGAUGGGCAUGGCCACCGGAGAGCAGACGGCCACGCCUACAGCCCAACCCGACACGGAGCACAGGGCGUUGCCGGAGGAGAGCGGAGCGGGCUCCCUGGCAGAGCUGCAGCUGCUGGUCCUAAGUCUGACCAGGAAGGUGGGAGAGGGUGAUGAACGUUACAGCCUGCUGCAGGAGCAGACUGAGAGCCUCAAGGAGCUCCUAGUCACAGAGAAGGCUGCCUUCGAGGACAAGGAGAACAUGUACAAGCAAAACAUCCAGACGUUUAAAGACAUCAUUCUGCAGAAAGACAACAAGCUAACGGAGGUCAACCAGAUGCAUGAACAGGAGCUCUUCAAGUUGGCCGCCAAGUCUGACGCCAGCGCUGAUCUGGAACAGCUCUUGAAGGCUCUGAAACAGAAACUACAUGAGAAGGAGGUGGUGCUGCAGGGUAAAAACCAGGUGAUUGACGUCCUCCAGGGGGAGGUGGACUCCAGAGACCAGCAGAUCAAGGACCUGGUGGAGCGGGCGCGGCGGCUGCAGGUGGAGCGCGAGAGCCUCGGGUCCAAGAUGGAGGCUGAGAAGCACGUGAUGCGGGCUCAGCUGCGUGACCUCUUGGAGAAGCAUCAGGGCGAGCUGCGCCGUGCCACCGAGUGCCACGAGGCCCAGCUGGCUGAGCGGGAGCAGGCACUUCGCGGGCAGCUACAGGAGGAGCUGGGAAGGACCCCUGUCUCCGAGCUUCAGACCCAGACGCAAGCAGGGAGUGGCAGGGAUUCUCCAGCCACGGCCCAGAGGAUGAACGAGCUGGAAGCACAAGCCAAGCUGAAAUUUGAGGAGGCCAGUAAAUCGGAAGCCAAGUUCCUAAAGAUGAAAGCCUGGUCAAAGUCUCGUAUUCGACAGCUGGAGGACGAGGUGAGGAAAAGCCAGUCUGGUAGAGUGGGCCCUGACGUGACGUCCCUGCGUAGCCGCAUCACGGAUCUGGAGGAGGAGCGGGAGGAGACGCUGUGGAAGCUGGAGCAGUACGACGAGAUCAAGGCCAAGAACGAUGUACUGGAGGCCAAGCUGGUGGUGUACGAGGAGCAGCAGAGGAAGAUGGCCUCCGACCUGGAGCAGGUCACCAAGAGAGCCGCCUCUCAGGCCAGCGAGUCAGGUAGCGCUGACGACGCCCAGAGCCAGGUGCUGGACUGGCAGGAGAUGGUGUCGGAGGCGGUGACGGCCAGGGACCGUGCCCGCGAGGAGAAGGCCACCAUGGCCCUGCGCAUGAGCCACAUGGAGGAGGAGAGAGAGGCGCUGGCCAGCCGGCAGCAGGAGUUGGAGGAGGAGCUGGUGCAGGCCCGGGGUCUCACAGGGCCACAUAGGAGCGGCAAGAAAAUGGGAGGCACCGCCCACCAACACAGCCUGCAGGAGGACUUUGAGUUUGAUGGCAAGCAGGCGUUCCACCAGGACCCACACAGUGGCGUAUCUGAGAGCACCACCCCGAUGGAGGAGGAGGGGGAGAACAUGGGAGGUUGGUGGCCUGAGUACACUUCCCCCAACACAGGUGGCCUGCGGUCGGUAGUGGAGGAGUUGGAGCUGGAGAGGAACCAGCUGCAGGAACAGAUCCUAGGACUGGAGGACCGCUGUCAGGACCUUGAGGACCGGCUGCAGCUGCAGGCUCGCAUCGAGUCCCUACAGAACGAGUCAGAGAGACUACAGGGUCAACUGGUCAGCCUUCGGAGCCAGCAGAGCAGGGAUGCAGAGAAACACCAUCUCCUGGUCACCAGCCUCAACGAGCAGCUCAAAGGAUUGAGCGACACCCAAGAGUGUCUCGAAACCUCUCUUAUAGAGAAGGAGAACACAUUAGUCAAGACCUCUGAGAAACUGGAGCUCAUCGACAGCCUCCGAGAUUCUUUAAAGGAAAAGGAGGCGCAACACAAAGAGGUGUCCGACAAGCUGCUUCAAUCUGAGAACAAUCUCACUGAAGUCUCCACAAAAUGCAGUACCUUUGAAAAACAGUGUUCAGAACUGAAGACAGCGGUUGCAGAUCUCACACAUAAGCUGAGUGUGCUUAAAGAGAAGACACAGAAACAAGAGGCCACAAUAAAGACUCUUAAAAAUGACCUGGAUCAGACAAACGAUGAACUGGACAAGUUGAACACCACCCAUCUGGAAGAAAGGUCUCAGCUGAUCCACAACCUUCAAAGCUGUGAACGGGAGAUUGAUAACCUCAGAGACGUCCUCUCAGACAAGGACAAGGAGAUCUUAGCCCUCUCGGGCAACAUGGCGGAGUACGCAGAGCAGAUCAUGGGGCUGAAGCAGGAGAUCAAGCACAAGGACGAGGACCUGGUUCGCAUCGAGACCGCCCUCACCAAAUCGGAGCGGGAGGCACAGAUCAUCAGAGACUCUCAGAACUCGGACCAGCAGGCUCUGAACACCAGGACGGCAGAGCUGGUGGAACAGCUGAAGGAUGCAGAGACUGAGCUGAGCAAGGCCAAAGAGGAGAAGGAGUCGAGGACAGUAGAGGUGGAGGAGCUGAGGAAGCAAGUGGAAGAGGACAAGCGGACCAUCCUGGAACUUCGAGGGGAGAUCCAGCAGCACAACGUGGGCCAUCGUAAUCAUCUCUUGGAGUGCGAAACUCAGAUCUCUUCACUGAAGGAGAAUGUGACUGUUGCUUCCCAGAAACUACAGGAGUCCGAGGGUCUCAUCUCUCAGUUGAGGGAAGCAAGUACAUCCAGCAAGACACUGAAAGACCAGCUUCAGGACAAGGAGCAGACGUAUGAGAAAGAACUCAAAUCGGUUGAGGAGGAACGGAACAAGCUUCGCGCAGAGGUGUCCAAACACAACGAUGACCUUAAGACCCUGUCCAACCAGCUAGAGAAGCAGACAGAGUGUCAGGUACAGUUGAAAAAAGAGGUGCAAGAAAAACUGGAGACAAUAUCCUCUCUUGAGGAAAAACUCAGGGCCAUCCAGGAAGAGGCCGAAGUAGAGCAACAGAAAUUUAACACAGAACUGCAAGUCAGAGAUUCUGAAAAGGAGAAGUUGACGAAAGACCUGCAGGUUAAAUUGGAAAAUAUCUCAAAUAUGAAGAAGCUCUUGAAAAACUUGAAGACUGAAAAACAACAACUGCAAGCUGACCUGAAGGAGAAGGCAGAUGAACUUAAGUCUCAAAAGCAGCUUGUAGAUGAGCUUAAUAAAACAUCUACGGCAGCUCUUGAACUUAACAGCAGUUUGAACUCUCAAGCAAAUGGCCUCAGAGAGGAGAAUCAGAGAUUGCAACAGGAUGUAGCUGGAAAGCAGAUAUCCAUUUCAGAGAUGACAGAUGAAAGGGAUUCUCUGAGAAGCAAAGUCUCCAACUUCGAAACACAGCAUUCAGAAAACAGCAAAGUCAUUGAAGGGCUUCUGAAAGACAAGGAAGAGCUGAGUGUUAGAGCCAAUGAACUGAACAAGGCCCUGGAGCAAAAUAAACAGUCAAUUUCCGAGAGUCUAUUUGAGAAAACAAAUGAAUGUAGUCUUCUAACUAAAACACUCAGGGAAAAGGAGGAGACAGUUGCAUGUUUACAGGUGCAAAUUGACAAUUUGAACACUCAGGUGGAGCAGCUCCAUCACAACAUUGCUGAAAAAGAGAAGUCUGUCACUGAUCAAAACUCACAAGUAGAGGCACAGCAGAGCCAGCUGUCGCAACUCCAGGAAACAAUGUAUUUACUGCAGGAGCAGGUAACUGCCCUGAAAACUGGGCUCACGGAGAAAGACACCGUAUUGCAGCAGAAAUCAGAUGAGUGUAGCUCUUUACAGAAUAAACUUGGGCAGCAGAAAAAGCUUCUAUCUAAGCUACAGGGUGAGACUAAAUCACUUAAAGGACAAUGCUCACAACUGACCCAGCGUCUGGAAGAAAAAGAAGAGACCUUCAGACAAAUGACACAGGACUGUGAAAGUCACAAAGACGAGCUGAACCAGAGGAACGAGUCAUUGAAGUCACUAAGCAGUCAGCUUGGUGUCAUGAACGAGAGCAGUGUGAAGUUGGAGUCUGAAAAUACAGAGCUGAAAACCACUCUGGAGAACCACGAAGCAGAAAACAACAAGCUGAGGCAUGAGAUGGAACAGAGGCAAGCUGAGGUGGUUGGCCUCCACAGUCACAUCCAGGCACUGAGUGAGCAAAACCAACAACUCCGAGCUGCUUAUGAGAUCAGAGAUAAGGAACUUGCCCAGCAAAUGCAGGUUGCAUCUGAGCUUGAUAGAAGGGUAAAUGUGACUCUUGAGCAGAACACAAACCUGUGCUCACAACUGAACAGUCUGACAGAGGAGAAGCAGAUAGUGCAACAGGAAUUAGCUGUACAGUCGGAGUCCAUUUCUGAAUUAACCAAGGAGAAGAACUUACUUCUAGAUAAACUUUCCAAUUUUGAAAUGCAACAUUCAGAAAACUGCAAAAUUAUUGACGGGCUACUGAAAGACAAAAAGGAGCUCAGUGUAGCAGUAGAGGAACUCAACAAGUUCCUAGAGCAAAACAAACAGACCAUUUCAGAGAGUUUGCUGGACAAAACAAAUAAAUGUACUAAUCUCACCAAAUUGCUUAGAGGGAGUGAAGAGGCACUUGAACAUUCACAAGACCAAGUUGACAGCUUGAUCACCCAACUUGAUCAACUGAACAACAACAUGACCGAAAAAGAGAAGACUAUCAGAAAUCAAAACUCACAAUUAGAGGCCCAGCAGAGAGAGUUGUCGCAACUCCAGGAGACAUUGUCUCUAUUACAGGAGCAGGGGACCGCACUGAAAUCUGGGCUCACAGAGAAAGACACCAUGUUGCAGCAGAAAGCAGAGGAGUGGAGCUCUUUACAGAAUAAACUUAAUCAACUGCAGGGCGAGACUAAAUCACUUAAAGGACAAUGCUCACAACUGACUCAGCGUCUGGAAGAAAAAGAAGAGACAUUCAGACAAAUGACACAGGACUGUGAAAACCACAAAGACGAGCUGAACCAGAGGAACGAGUCAUUGAAGUCACUAAGCAGUCAGCUUGGUGUCAUAAACGAGAGCAGUGCGAAGUUGGAGUCUGAAAAUACAGAGCUGAAGACCACUCUGGAGAACCACGCAGCAGAAAACAAGAAGCUAAGGGAAGAGAUGGAACAGAGGCAAACUGAGAUAUUAGAUCUUAGGGACAACAUCCAAGCAUUGAAUGAACAGAAUGUCAGACUAAAAACCGAACUCAAAAACUCUGUCACAGAGGCAUCCAAGAAACUUGAGGAGAUUUCAGUUCUCAAGGCAGAGAUCUCUAACAGGGACAGUUAUGCGUCUAAUUUAACAAAGCAACUGACAGCAGCCUGCUCGGACAGGGAUAGCUUAGGUUUGAAUUUGCAGCAGAGAGGUGAGUCCCUAAAUCAGCAGGAGAUGUUUAUUAAGCAGUUACAAGCUAAGUCAGUAGAGGGUGAGGGUCAGAUGAGCCAGGCCAUAACUGAGCUGCAGACACAAGCUCAGAGUCUUCAGAAAAGCCUUCAAGACAAAGAUGUUUCGCUGCAUGAGGCGGAGAAACGGCUGAGUCUGCUCAGAGAGAAGUUCACCUUAGAAUCUGAGGAUUUCAAAACCCAGCUGAAUUCAAAUGCGGAAACAAUGAAACGGCUUCAGGGUGAUCUGCGUAAUGCGGUGGAACAGAGUAACCAGCUCAGUGGGAGGCUUGAAGAACAAGAGGCACAGCUUAAGCAGAAAGUUGAUGAUUAUGUGAGUUUAAGGACAUAUGUUUCAGAGCUGGAGGAUUCCACCACACAGCUCAGAGGUCAAGUUGACAGCCUGACCUCUGAGUCAUCCCUGUUAAAAGAGACCCUGAAAGAGAAAGUCAAGUUCUUCCUUGAGGCCCAGAGCACCUCCUCAGCUGUUAGCGAAAGCCUAAAUUCAAAACUCAAAACCAAAGAUACAGAAUGUGAGAGCUUAAAAGAGCAGCUUUCGCACCUCCAAGAGUCUGUUUUAAAGCUCAAUACCAAAGAUGCAGAAUGUGAGAGCUUAAAAGAGCAGCUUUCACACCUCCAAGAGUCUGUUUCAAAGCUCAAUAGUAGCCUCAGUGCCCAGUCCUCUGAAGUGGCACGACUUCAACAAGCCUUAGAGGAAAGAGGGACUGCCGUUAUGGACCAGUCAAAGGCCCUUCAGGAGCUGCAGAGAAGGGCAGAUGAAGCAGCCCUCUUCAAAACCCAGUUCAUGGAGAGCACAGAGUUGGUGUCACAACUGCAGGGUCAGAUUCAGGAACUCUCCACUAAGUCUGCAAGCCUCAGCCAGUCAGCAGAGGAGAACCAAAGUGCCUUUGUAAAUCUUCAGGAGAAGUAUGCUGCUCAUUUAGAGGAGCUCCAGGAAGCUCGGACGAUGCUUUCUCAAAGGGCCGAGGAGAUGUCCAGUCUUAACAAGGCCCUCAGUGACAGCAACGGCGCAGUUCAGGCAGCAGAAAACACCAUAGAGGUGCUGAGGAAUGAGUCUUCCUUGCUACGUCAAGACCUUCGGCAAAUUCAAACACUGAAUGUCGACCUUUCAAAACAAAAGGAAGACGCCCUUGAUACCCAUCAAAGGAGCACCUCAACAUUCACUGUCGAAAUUGAGAGACUAAAAUCUCAGUAUUUGCAUGUGGCUGCUCAGGUAAAUGCACUGACAGAAAAUCUUGAGCAGAGAGAGAUGUCUCUUCAUGCCAUUAACAGUCAGUACACAGCCCAGGUGAAACAGGCAGAGCACGUAGUGUCAGAAAUGAAUAAACUAGAAGAGCAAAAUAAGAAGCUAAGAGAGGAGAUCGCACUGUCAAAGCAAGAAAAUCAACAGCGGCUGGAUGCAGCAAUCAGUGAAAAAGAACGUCUGCAGCAAGAAGUUCAGAAACUCAUAAUUGAGAGAGAUGAACAUGGCAAGAGCUAUAGCAGCCAGAUACAAACAAUGCAGGAGCAGUUGCAUCUCCAAAAGCAGCAGCAAUCCAGCAGCAUGAAUGAAGUCAUGGAGAAAAUGGUGGCUGAGAAGGAAAGACUACAGGUUGAGGAGACGAGACAGAGGGUGGAUGAGCUGCAGAGCGCCUUGCAGCAGGCACAGGCCUUCAAACUGCAGACUGAAACAGAAGUCAGCGGGUACCAGGCAGAGCUGGCUGAACUGAGGUCUGAGAGUAGCAGGCUGCAGUCUGAGUGCCAGCGCCUGGCUGGGGAGAGGAAGGAGACCAUGGCCCUGGUGGGGAAGGAUGUGUCUGAUGACCCGUCACUGACCCAGCUCCAGGCAGAGAGAACUCAGCUGCAGAGUCACCUGCAGCGCUGCCUCUAUGAGAUCCAGCAGAGAGAUCUGCACUGCCAGCAGCUCAACGCCAAGCUGCAGCAGGUGGUGGAGGAGAAAGGGGGUGUGUCGGCCCAGCUGAGGGCAGUGUCUCAGACGCUGAGAGACACCCAGAACCGCUGCUAUUGGCUGGAGAACCAGGCCCUGCCUAACCAGCACCACCAGGGCCUUGGAAAGCAGGGGGCGGUGUCUGUAGAAGUGGCUCCGGGAGCUCCCCAGGAGAGGAGCAGUGCUGUGGUAGACAUGGAAGCAAUGGAGGCCGGCGAGCUCAGGACCAGGCUGGUGGAGGUGGAGCAGAGCGUGGUUCAGCUAAGUGAGAGUCUGGCUGAGGAGAGGACCAGGAGGGAAGCAGCCGAGGAAGCUCUGGGACUGGCUGAGGACAGAGCCAAGAGUGUUGACUCCAGUCCAUCCAGGACGGCCCAGAGAGACUUCAGCAUCCAGCUGGAUACAGAGGAGGAGUGGGAGGCCCUCAUCCUCAACCCCAACGAACCCCUGGUCACACGCAAGGUGAAAGGCGGGAUGCUGGCCUGCAGGCGCUGGCUUCGGGGGCGGAGCCUGUACUGCUCCAAGCUGCUGACGUCACGGGCCCGCUCGCGCUACCUCUUCCUUGGCUACCUGCUGAUUCUGCAUGUGGCUGUCCUCAUGUGCCUCACCGGCGCCCUCUAGUGCCGUGGGGGUGAAAACAAUCACAAAUUGCAGAUAGAAAUAUAAUGUAUAGAGCAGACAGGCCCGUUUCCUUCAUGACAAAGACGGUCUGUUCUGCGCAAUGUUUUUCUAUGUAGUUCACUUGACGCUGGGGGUGUUAACAUUGCAGAUACAGAUGUCAUGUGUAGACAAGACACCAUGGCCCGUUUCCUCCACGACAAAGACGAAUGUCUGUUCUACUCCAUUUCUAGGUAGUUCACAAUGUGUUUUUUCCCUGGAAUGUUAUUCCACCUUUCAGAAGAAGCGGCAGGUUUUUGUCUAGUAUCCAGAGUUUUCAUAAGAGUGAGGGCUUUUGUGGUGUGUCUCGAAAGUCUUGUGGCUUCUUCACCUCGCCUCCUUCCCUUGGUUCUCACUGGUCUGAAAAGAAAAUGGACAGCUGAAACUGGAUCCUUUGGUUAGAUCCUACCUUGUUGUUUUCACACAUCAUUUUUUUGUCAGAUCAGUGCAGAUGAAGGGAAGGAGGCGAGGGGAAGAAGACUGUUAUUGACUAUUAAGACUCACCCUUUGGAGUGUCUCAGGAGAAAGUGCCGUUUCGAUCCUGUCUGUUAUGUGUUAAAGCCUGAGAGGGAACAGAAAGCCAUAUCCAUUCUACAUGAACGCUAGCCUAAGACACGUGUGUGUGUGUGUGUGUGUGUGUGUGUGUGUGUGUGUGUGUGUGUGUGUGUGUGUGUGUGUGUGUGUGUGUGUGUGUGUGUGUGUGUGUAACACAUUUGUGUGUGCAGGUGUGUGUGUUAAUUUGCACGUGUACAAGAAAAAAACACUAGUCCACUGUAACCUCAUUUAGAUUUGACCUUGGAGAACAAAGAUUGGUGUAAGUCUGAGAUGAUACAUCAACAACAUGCUGAAAAUGCCCCACUCAGACUGAUGCUGGUGUCUGGCAAGUCAGAUACAGUAUUGCAGGAGAGAAGGGUGGGAAAAGCUACCCAUACUACUAUUUCUGCAAAGAUGCCUAUGUUAUUGCACUGCUGCUCAACCCUUCUCCCUAAUACCAAACCCACUGUGUGCUCAACCUGGCACUACCAGGCCAUGGCACAAUGUUCCCGCUGGCACCCCUGGUGUCUCCUGGGUAAUAACUGUCUCAUGGUGGCCUUGGCACAAUUAUAAGGUGCAUUCAAAGUUAUGCACUAAAACUCCAAGGUGUAUGGAUCUCAUCUCUCAUCAGGGGUCGAGGUUUCCCUUCUCUCCUUCAGCAAAGAUAUUCAACAUAAUGUAGGGCCAGGAGUUUUAUCUGACCACGUGUCCUGAUAAGGAAAUACCCCUAGUAAUAGGAUCUAUCUGGCCCCUAGUAAUAGGAUCUAUCUGGCCCCUAGUAAUAGGAUCUAUCUGGCCCCUAGUAAUAGGAUCUAUCUGGCCCCUAGUAAUAGGAUCUAUCUGGCCCCUAGUAAUAGGAUCUAUCUGGCCCCUAGUAAUAGGAUCUAUCUGGCCCCUAGUAAUAGGAUCUAUCUGGCCCCUAGUAAUAGGAUCUAUCUGGCCCCUAGUAAUAGGAUCUAUCUGGCCCCUAGUAAUAGGAUCUAUCUGGCCCCUAGUAAUAGGAUCUAUCUGGCCCCUAGUAAUAGGAUCUUUCUGGCCCCUAGUAAUAGGAUCUUUCUGGACCCUAAAGGUUUUACCUUGUCAGAUCACAUGGUCUGAAAAAUAUCCUCCUACCCCGUUUGUGAGCAUGUACCCUGGUGUGUAAGUAAGAUGAUGUAUUUAAGGGUGGAGUGUAACAGGGUGCGAGUGUGCACCCUUGAAAGUCUACUUUGUGUAUUUAUGUAUCUGUAUUUGUUGCUCUGUGCCCCCCAAUGCUCUGUUGUUCACUGUACAUUUCUACUUCAUCUGUUGAUUGAUUACAUGCUGAUUUAGUCACUUGAUUGAUAGUGCAGGGCGGCAAUUCACAAAGCAGGAGGCAAUAUAUCAGCCGUCUUACUUCGAGACACUAUUUGUAGUUCUCUGGUUCGUAUCUCAUCUGUUUCAAGUUUAGCAUGGGAAGUACUGAGAGAAUGUCAUACUAAUAACAAGUGUGUUUAUUACAUCUCUGCACUAGGAAAUAUGAAGCCUCAGUGACAGGCUGUUUGUGCCAUCAUGCCAACUCUUUGUCACUCAUUGUUAUACCAAACACGUUUGGCUUGACAAUGAGCAAUGGAGUUGGCCAGAGCACAAACAGAUUUGGGUCCAGAAUAGGAAAUGUGGUGUUUCAGAAUAUUUACAGUAGUUAGCCAGCUGAGCUAAAAACAUUGCUCCUGCUUUGUGGGAUACCACCAUAGAGAAUGAUAGAGGCCUCUAGUGGCCAAAAGGCUAUGUUAGCAUGGGCAGCGCCAUUGAGGGCUUCCACCAAUUUAAUGUAGUCAACUGGGUUGGACUUCCAACUUCAUUGGCUGAUCCCUCCUGGUGACCCUGUUGGAGUCAUGUCCAACCGGGUCAUUAGGAGGGAUCAGCUAAUUGUGAAGAAGAAGAUUGACUACUUCAAUGACACUGCCCAUGCUGUCAGACGCUGUAAUGGCACAGAUACAAAGAUGAGUGUAAUGAAAUAUAAUGAGUCCUCUAUCUCUAUCGAUACCACCCUGUUCUAACGUUGGUGUUAUGGUACCGUGGUCCUGAUGGUCUGUAUAUAUGGUGUGAUUGAGGAAAGGAUGACAAAAUACAUUUAUUUAUAAGAGGAAAUGCUACUGAGUGACGCCGAAAUGUCAUAUUUUCUAAAUAGGGUCUAUUUUUUAGAAGUCAAAUCGUGUGGGACAGCAAUACUAUCCUAUCCAGGCAUUAAUGGGUUCAAUACCUUGAGAGGUUGACUUUCACAAAGAAAGGAAUUUGAAUAAAUCUGUUUGAAAAACACGA
Molecule: messenger RNA, 11490 nt
Organism: Salmo salar (Atlantic salmon)
Lineage: Eukaryota; Metazoa; Chordata; Actinopteri; Salmoniformes; Salmonidae
Cellular component (GO): Golgi apparatus
Source: RefSeq, a predicted model, not a curated record